Aspergillus alliaceus is the source of this 1380-nucleotide messenger RNA. Its product is annotated as WD40 repeat domain-containing protein. Gene Ontology annotation, cellular component: cytoplasmic microtubule; microtubule associated complex; kinetochore. The annotation marks the transcript as partial. Gene Ontology annotation, biological process: microtubule organizing center organization; establishment of mitotic spindle orientation; nuclear migration. The record is from RefSeq and is a predicted model, not a curated record. Gene Ontology annotation, molecular function: dynein complex binding; microtubule plus-end binding. NCBI's taxonomy places the organism in Eukaryota, Fungi, Ascomycota, Eurotiomycetes, Eurotiales, Aspergillaceae. The transcript has a single exon.
GACAUUUUUGAUGAGGACGUUUCUGAUGAGGACGGUUCUGAUGGGGAUGGUUCUUUUGAGGGCCAUUCUACUUCAGUUCAGUCUGCCACUUUCUCGCCCGAUGGUCUGCUAGAAUCUGGCUCUGAUGGUGAGACCAAUAAGCUCUGGGAUCCCAGUACAGGCGAGCUGCGCAGGACCCUUAAGGGCCAUUCUGGUUGGGUUUGGUCGGUCACUUUCUCACCUGAUGGUCGGCUGCUGGCAUCCGGCUCUGCUGAUAAGUCUGUCAAGCUUUGGGAUCCCAGUACAGGCGAGCUGCGCCAAACCCUUGAGGGCCAUUCUCGUUGGGUUCUGUCGGUUACUUUCUCACCUGACUGUCGGCUGCUCGCAUCCGGCUCUGCUGAUAAGACCAUCAAGCUCUGGGAUCCCAGCGCAGGCGAGACCCUUGAGGGCCAUUCUGGUAGGGUUCUGUCCAUCACCUUCUCACCUGAUGGUCGGCUGUUGGCUUCCGGCUCUUCUGAUAAGACCAUUAAGCUCUGGGAUCCCAGUACAGGCGAGCUGCGCAAAACCCUUAAGAGCCAUUCUGGUUCAGUUGGUUCUGUCAAUUUCUCGCCUGAUGGUCGGCUGCUGGCAUCCGGCUCUGUUGAUAAGACUAUCAAGCUCUGGGAUCCCAGUACAGGCGAGCUGCACCAGACGCUUAAAGGCCAUUCUGGUUGGGUUGAGUGUGUUACUUUCUCACCUGAUGGCCGGCUGCUAGCAUCCGGCUCUGCUGAUUGGACUAUCAAGCUCUGGAAUCUCAGUACAGGCGAGCUGCGCCAGACCCUUAAGGGUCAUUCUUCUUGGGUUAUAUCCGUCGCUUUCUCACCUGAUAGUCGGCUGCUGGCAUCCGGCUCUGCUGAUAAGACUAUUAAGCUCUGGGAUCUCAGUACAGGCGAGCUGCACCAGACCCUUGAGGGCCAUUCCGAUUGUGUUUGGUCAGUCACUUUCUCUUCUGAUAAUCGGCUGCUGGCAUCCGGCUCUUCUGAUAAGACCAUCAAGCUCUGGGAUCCCAGUAUAGGCGAGCUGCGCAGGACCCUUAAGAGCCAUUCUGGUUGGGUUCGGUCGGUCACUUUCUCACCUGAUGGUCGGCUCCUGGCAUCCGGGUCUGCUGAUAAGUCUGUCAAGCUCUGGGAUCCCAGUACAGGCGAGCUGCACCAGACCCUUGAGGGUCAUUCUUUUUGGGCUUGGUCUGAAAAAAAUGUUAAUAUAUCAAUCCAAGACCAUCAGUGGAUAUGCCUUCAAGGUAAAAGGAUUCUGUGGCUUCCUGCAGAGUACCGAGCGAAAAGUUUGGCAUUGAAAGGUAGUGUCCUUGCGCUCGGCCAUGAAAAUGGACGGAUCUCCUUCAUCUCAUAUAGUCACAUGUAG